Messenger RNA from Auxenochlorella protothecoides, 582 nucleotides. Its product is annotated as Proteasome subunit beta type-2. Bases 1 to 582 code for a protein of 193 amino acids. The record is from RefSeq and is a predicted model, not a curated record. Lineage: Eukaryota; Viridiplantae; Chlorophyta; Trebouxiophyceae; Chlorellales; Chlorellaceae. Gene Ontology annotation, biological process: proteasomal protein catabolic process. Gene Ontology annotation, cellular component: proteasome core complex. The transcript is spliced from 5 exons.
AUGGACUUCCUUGCAGGACUCCGCGGCAAGGACUUUGUGAUGGUGUGCAGCGAUACAAAUGCGGCGCAAAGUAUAGUGACCAUGAAGUCGGAUGAGGACAAGCUGGUCCCGAUAGACUCCCACAAGCUGUUCGCGAUCAGUGGCGAGGCGGGUGACCGUGUCAACUUCAGCGAGUUCGUGAUCGCCAACGUGCGCCUGUAUGCCCUCAGGAAUGGCAUCCCUCUCAGCACCAAGGCGGUGGCGAACUUCACGAGAGGGGAGCUGGCCACGGCGCUGCGCAAGUCCCCAUACCAGACCAACUUGCUCCUUGCGGGCUUUGAUGCAUCGACAGGGCCAGCCCUGUACUGGCUCGAUUACCUGGCGACGCUGCACCAGACAAAUGUCUGUGGUUCAGGCUACGGCUCCUACUUUGUUCUCUCUCUUUUCGAUCGGCUCUGGCGCCCCGACCUCACACAAGAGGAGGCCUUUGAGCUGAUGCGCAAGGGAGUGGAUGAGGUGAAGGCGCGGCUGGUAGUAUCACCUUCCGCCUUCAUUGUCAAGGUCAUUGACAAGGACGGCACGCGAGUGCUGGGAACCCUGUGA